This is a messenger RNA of Paramecium sonneborni, 1221 nucleotides long. The record is from the annotation of a GenBank genome assembly. Lineage: Eukaryota; Ciliophora; Oligohymenophorea; Peniculida; Parameciidae.
AUGAACGGGAAAUUAGAUGAGUUUUUAAAAUUCAUUCUCUACUUUGAUACUUUAGAUAAAAUCUCUAGGUUCAAAACGAUCAGUUUUAAAAAUCCAUCUUAUGAUUUUACAAUUCUGGCUGAUGAUAAAGUAUAACCAUAUGAGACUUGCUCAUUUAAGAAUUAUAGUUAUAAAUAAGUAAGAAGAAAUAUUUUAUUCAGAUUAGCUUAGAUGUAGAAAUUUAUGUAGGAGAGCACAUCCCAUAUUUAUAUAAUAAAUAUGAUAAAUCAAAAUAAUAAAAAAAUUAAAUAGUAAUAUUAGACAAACUCUUUUUAAGCUAGAUUGGCCUAAUUAAAAAGGAUUUAACAUUUAGAUUAGAUAAACUAGCCUGUAAUUGGCUAAAUAUGCAGUAUUUUCUAUAUCUUCUAGCACUUCUAAUCUUUCUAAUUUCAUGUAUUCAGCAAAAGCUUACUUUUUUCCUUUUAGAUAAAACUGGACUAAAUUUAAAUAUAUUAAUUUUUGAUUUGGAAAAUAUCAUGUUUGUUUUUAUAGUCUAUAAUAGAGAGGUUAAAAAGGACUAUCCAUAUAAAGCUAACGAAUUUAUUUAUCUAACAUCAAUCCAACGCUAAACAGCUCAAAUAAUAAACAUCCUUAAGCAUCGUUUUCAAUUAAAUCAUAUUUUUUUGUACUUCUCAAUCCCCACAUGUGUAAAAUUAUUUUUUAUCCAAUUUAAAUAAUAUAAUUCUCAGAAUAAAUAAGUUAUAUUCCAGUAUCUUUUAGGUUAUUUAAUACUUUACUUUAAUACUUUUAUAAAAAUAAAUACAUUAGAAUGAAAGCAUCUGAACAUAUUUAAUAUAAAACUAUUUUGUAGGCAUUGAUGAAAUUUCAUAAUUUAACGCUCUAUUUUAAUUAACUUUGGAGUUAAUUAAUAAUUAGAAUAUUGAGUUUGAGAAUACGCAUAAUAUGAAGGUGAUUAUAAAGUAUACUUAUAACUUCUUCUAAUAGAUAGACUCAUUAUUCCAAUUUUGCCUGAUGGGAUAAAUAGUUAAGGAUAGAAAUAUUUAUAGUUUUUUUAAAUUAUAAGAUAGAAAUAACUUAACAUAUUUGCUAACAAGACUAAACUACUUGCAUUUUUUAAUAAUCAUAAAUUUAGACAUCCAAACACAUUUGUAAGGUCUCCCUCAAGUAGGACUAAGUCAAGCAGAUUUCUAGCAAAAUUAGUGUAAAGUCUAGGAUUAUUGA